GUGUGUGUGUGUGUGUGUGUGUGUGUGUGUGUGAGUGUGUUGCUUUAUUGUUCUAGCCUAUUGGGAAGACAGGAAGUGGGAAGAGAUGUGACGGGGAGGAACAGGAAGCAGGAAGCUGGGUGGAGAGAGGAAAAACAGGAAGUGGUAAGUGGGGCAGAUAAGAUGGCCUCUUCGUCUUCAAACCCCCUUACAUCUCCACCAAUCUCUGCAACAAAAGGGAUUGAUGGCUGUUUGCGGUUCUAUUUGCCUAAAAGUAAGAUCAAGACAACCUCAGCAACAAAGCCUUCGAUAACUCUCCAUGAGCGUAACACACAUUGCUCCACUGGUCGCUGAAAGUGAUCAUGUAGACUGGUCUUGGUAUAUGAAAACCUUCUCUGGCACCGGCUGGACCAGUAUCGCAGUGUGGACCAGCCUUAAAGUGGGGGACGGCUUGAGGCGCAGGCAUGCCACUGGUGAAGAGGAACAUCGAGCCCCGGCACCUGUGCCGUGGGGAACUGCCAGAGGGUAUCGGCAGCGAGCUGGAGUGUGUGAUGAACAACACACUCUCAGCCAUCAUCCGCCAGCUCAGCAGCCUCAGUAAACAUGCGGAGGACAUCUUUGGGGAGCUUUUUAAUGAAGCCAACACCUUCUACUUGCGGGCCAACUCUCUUCAGGACCGCAUUGACCGGCUGGCCAUCAAGGUGACCCAGCUGGACUCCACUGUGGAGGAGGUCUCUCUUCAGGACAUAAACAUGAAGAAGGCGUUUAAGAGCUCUACCCACCAGGACCAGCAGGUGGUGUCCAAGAGCAGCGUUCCUAUCCCAGUCAAGGAGAUGUACAACCUGAGUGACAAGCCCCCACCACUCAAUAUACUCUCUUCGUACAGGGAUGACGGUAAAGAGGGCCUGAAGUUCUAUACAGACCCGUCGUACUUCUUCGAACUGUGGAAGGAGAAGAUGCUGCAGGACACGGAAGACAAGAGAAAAGAGAAGAGGCGACAGAAGGACAAGAAAGACUGUGUGGACGGAACCUUACAGCGGCAGGUGAAGAAGGUGCGCAAGGCUCGGAACCGCCGCCAGGAGUGGAACAUGAUGGCCUUCGACAAGGAGCUGCGCCCAGACCACCGACACACACAGUCACUGCACCGUGGAGGGUCCUCCGAGGGAUCCCUGUCCCCAGAGAACAGAGCUCAUGCUGCAGACCAUAUGGACCACUGCUACCCCAACACCCCCAACCACGCCCACACCUACUCGGGCCCGCCUCCAAGCCUGUUGGGCCUCACUGGCCACGGGCCCGCUGGCAUGGAGCAUGACCCAAGGGGCGGGCCUAUGGCGUACCGAAGCGGCACAUUGGGCCGGCCCCACCAGGCUCCUCCUCCUCCACCCCCGACGGACACGAUGAAUGGAUCCAUGGUCCUCCCCCCAGUAGACUACAGCAUGGAUUACAUGAACACCGGGCCCCCACCUCCUCCCCCCGGCCCCCUCAUCCCUUCAGCACAGACUGCCUUCGCCAUGCCCCCUAUGGGCCCGGGCCUGCCCACUGCCCACCUUGGACCAAUGAGCUCAGCCAUGGGCUACAUGUCUCCUCCUCCACCGGUGUCUGGACCAAUGGUGGCACCACCCCCACCCGGGCCCCCGCCUCCGCCCCCUAGUUUCAAUCAUGCUGCCGCCCCAAAAGCUCCCCCGGUUCCUAGCGAGGCCGAGCCCGCCACCGAUGCCCGCAGUGACCUGCUUGCUGCCAUCCGCAUGGGCAUCCAGCUGAAGAAGGUGCAGGAGCAGCAGGAGCAGCAGGCCAAGCGGGAGCCCGUGGCGAACGACGUGGCCACCAUCCUGUCACGCCGCAUCGCCGUCGAGUACAGCGACUCCGAGGAUGACUCCGAUCUGGAGGACAACGACUGGUCCGAUUAGGACACACACUCACACACACACACACACACACACACACGUGUAUAGUCUAACACAUUUACUGAUGCUUACCACACGUACAUAUAAACGCACUAGGGUGACCAGAUGAGUAGUAUGUUUGUGUGAGACAAUGUGGGGCAUGCUACCAACGCUGACAGGUAACCUAAAACUUUCAUAUAAUCUAUCUAACGGAAUAAGAGACAUUUGUAUUCUGCCUUUUGGCUUGUAAACACAGAAACUUUGUCCUCUAGUGGACCAGCUAGGCCAUAAAAGAUACAGGCUACAGCUUUUGUUAUAUGACAGAUAGGAUGUCGCCUGGAAGCCUGUACCUUAUCUGUUAAGUUUGUGUGCGUUUGCUGCUUUUAAGGUAGUGAUAUUAAAAUGGGGUGGAAACUAUUCCGCAUUGGCAUAAUGACUCAUGUGCCGAACAGGUAAAGGAACGCACCCGUUACAAACCAAAUGACCAAUGAAAAUGCAAUUAAGGUAUCUCAGUAUGUGAAGUGCGGGACAAAGGGUCAAAACAACAACAAAACAACAACGUAAAGCGGGACACCUGGUCACCCUAACAUACGCACACACACACACACACACACACACACUCAGUUAUACUGAUCACACCUACUGACAGACACACCUCACAUACUUAUAUACGUAUAUACCUGCAUACUGAAUUAACAGGUGUAUAUACACACAAACACUAGGUUGGCCAUCCUAUAUAGUAAGCCACAGAAGGUGAAAUAAAUAGCUGACUAGCAACUUCCCUGUAACAGACUGCAGUCUCUUCUCUCUCUGUUGUCACUCUCUCCUUUUUACUAAUACUUUUUAACAAAGCAACUGUGAAUAGUUCAUCUUGAAUGUGUGUAGCCUGUAGGAUGGGAAGUGAAGGGGAAGGAAGGGUUCCACUAGACAGUGAGAGGUUGAGAGUUAAUUUAAGACUGAACUGGAAUCAGUUUUGUGCGGACAGGGGACUGUCUGACGUCAUAUAGGGAUAGCUAAGUGAUGAAAGUAUCAGACUUGGAGUCAGGUAUGGGUCAGGAUGUGUGUGUGUACGUGUGUAUACGUGUGUGUGUGUGUGUGUGUCUGUGUGUGGAACAAAAACAAUUGGUUAGUGUUUUCACACCUCCACGUGUGUGAACUCUGACCCUGUGACAAUUAAAAUAAAAUAAAAAUGUUACCAUA
This is a messenger RNA of Clupea harengus (Atlantic herring), 3062 nucleotides long. RefSeq names its product WASP family member 3b (gene wasf3b). Lineage: Eukaryota; Metazoa; Chordata; Actinopteri; Clupeiformes; Clupeidae. The coding region runs from base 444 to 1886 and encodes 480 amino acids. The record is from RefSeq and is a predicted model, not a curated record. Gene Ontology annotation, molecular function: protein kinase A regulatory subunit binding; Arp2/3 complex binding; actin binding. The transcript has 10 exons. Gene Ontology annotation, biological process: actin cytoskeleton organization; positive regulation of Arp2/3 complex-mediated actin nucleation. Gene Ontology annotation, cellular component: cytoskeleton; SCAR complex.